Molecule: messenger RNA, 276 nt
Organism: Porites evermanni
Lineage: Eukaryota; Metazoa; Cnidaria; Anthozoa; Scleractinia; Poritidae
Source: the annotation of a GenBank genome assembly
CUAAGAACAGAGUUUCCUUUAGUUGAAGAAGAAUUACUUUUAUAUUCGCUGGCUGUCACAGCCUUUCCUGAUAAUGGUUUCAACUUGAAACGUAAAUCGAAGGAAAAGUACUACCCAAUUGUGAAUGCCAUUGUCAGUGUGUACCAUGUCCAGUUUGAUAUUAAUGACCUCCGGAACUACUUUUAUCGUGUAACAAACAAUUUAGUGAAAGGUCUUGGGAAAGUGAAAGGUACAGUGCGCUGGAACUACUAUAAGAAAGUGUUGUUGAAGUUUUAA